CAAAAUUGGCACACGGCCCAAACAGGAGAGCCCAGCUCUAUCUAGUCCGAACCUGAAGUUGCACCAUGCGGGAGUGUCAUAGUUAAAAAGAAGGAAUUAUUUGGUUUGUAUUUUAACAGUGAACAAAAACAACAGCAAUAAUGGACCCCGAAGCUUUUUUGGACAUCGCCAAUCAGGUGGUGAAAUUGAAAAUGUUUCCCUAUUUCGACAUAGCACAUUGUGCUUUAUCAGCUCUUUCCGUAAGAGAAGACCUUGGACCAGGAGCCCAGGCUUUCUCCAGGAAACAUCCUUUAUCAUGCUGGCUUUCUUACAUGCUGGUAGUUUAUGCUGGAGGAAUGCUAGCAAAUGGACUUCUAGCAGAACCUAUUCUUGCUCCAUUAAAGAAUACACCCCAACUUGUCGUAGCAACAUUGACUUGGUAUGUAAUUUUCUACACUCCUAUGGAUAUUGGUUACAAACUGGCUAAGUUUUUACCUGUCAAAAUAGUUUUUUCGGCCAUGAAAGAGAUAUAUAGGUGCAAAAAAGUCCAUGAUGGUGUCACCCAUGCGGCCAAACUAUAUCCAAAUGCAUACCUGAUUAUGAUUAUUGUAGGAACAUUGAAAGGCAACGGGGCUGGUUUCACCAGGCUUAUUGAAAGGCUGAUUAGAGGGGUUUGGACUCCAACUGCAAUGGAAUUUAUGCAACCAAGUUUCUACACCAAAGCAUCUCUUGUCGCCUCCAUCAUCUUCAUAUUAGACAAGAAAACGGAAUUGAUAUCUGCGCCACACGCUUUAGUUUACUUUGGUAUCGUUAUAUUUUUCGUAUAUUUCAAAUUAUCAUCUAUACUUCUUGGCAUCCAUGAUCCCUUCAUACCUUUCGAAAAUUUGACGUGCGCCUUAUUCUUUGGAGGAAUAUGGGACAGUUUGGCCAAGAUUUUGGGCAGAAAUCAAUUGAAAGAAGGGGAAACAAAAGAUGCAAAGAAAUUGAAUUGAUGACUGAACCAUCAAAGUGGAAAAAUUCGACUAAGUGCGGAAAGUCGAAUUUUUCUAAUGAAUCGAUGUGACCAAAGACUUAUGUUGCAUUUUUAAAUGUGACUGUGUUCGUCAAUCAGUACAUAUUAUUGUACCAAAAUAUUUAUUUGUAAAAUAAAUGUUGAUAUUUAA
Messenger RNA from Coccinella septempunctata (seven-spotted ladybird), 1142 nucleotides. Its product is annotated as trimeric intracellular cation channel type 1B.1. Gene Ontology annotation, biological process: potassium ion transmembrane transport. The transcript is spliced from 5 exons. The record is from RefSeq and is a predicted model, not a curated record. Gene Ontology annotation, molecular function: identical protein binding; potassium channel activity. Gene Ontology annotation, cellular component: membrane. Lineage: Eukaryota; Metazoa; Arthropoda; Insecta; Coleoptera; Coccinellidae. Bases 141 to 971 code for a protein of 276 amino acids.